This is a messenger RNA of Cryptomeria japonica (Japanese cedar), 2154 nucleotides long. RefSeq names its product O-fucosyltransferase 23. NCBI's taxonomy places the organism in Eukaryota, Viridiplantae, Streptophyta, Pinopsida, Cupressales, Cupressaceae. The transcript has a single exon. The record is from RefSeq and is a predicted model, not a curated record. Gene Ontology annotation, biological process: pollen-pistil interaction. Bases 160 to 1467 code for a protein of 435 amino acids.
UUUGAUCGCGAUUGGCGGCGCAAUCGAAGGAAGUCGACGUCAAUUUAAAAUUAGCUACGUAGAAUCUACAAUCAUCUUCCUCGAUGUUAACGGACGGAAAAUUGCAGAUGUCUGCAAAGAUUAGGUGAGUUAGCGAUUCUGUUUAAGGAAUGGAUAGCAAUGGCUAUGGCUAUGGAAGGAAUUGCAGUCAAAUUACCUAUGAAGGAAGAGAGUAAUGGUGGAAGCAGUUUGAGAUUUAUGAAAAGCUGCCAGAUAAGUUUCGUGGUUUACAGAUGCCUUUUUCUGUUGUUCUGCGUGCUGCUCUCCAGAGUUCUUCUGCAGAAUUUACGGCGCUCCAAUGGCGUCUUGUUUUUUUUAAAUGGCGGUCAAGGAGAAGAAAUGGAGUUCACGGUGGGGGUUCGGAGCAAUAAAUUUGUGGAGGUGCCGCAGAUUAUAUGGGGGCUCAACAAUCAGAAGAUUGCUCUGGCAAGGGCUGCUCUUACGGCGAGGAAAUUGAACAGGACUCUGCUCAUGCCUAAGCUUAGUGCUUCUUUGUUUUACAAAAACACGGAUCUGCUCCAGCCGAUUCCUUUUGACAAAAUAUUUUCUUUGGAUCGUUUCAAUUCUCGCUGCCGCGGGUUUGUUCAAAUCGCCCGCGGCUCGAAACCCCGGGAGGCUUUCGUUGUGCGGAAGGGAAGUGGAAGGCGGUGGACUGCUUCUAAGGAUUUGGCUCAGCUGGAUGAAUGUGUUCGAAACCCUGAUAUUGACCGGCAUGAGGUUAUUAGAUUAGAGGGAAAACAUCCUUUUCUGUGGCAUGACCACUGGCCUGUAAAUGACUAUGCCUCUGUUUUUGAAUGUCUUGAUUUGGUGGACGAAUUGUCCGCAGAGGCUUCGGGAGUCGUGGCCAAGCUUAGGGCGAUUCAAAAUUCGACCAAAUAUGUGGCCGUGCAUAUGAGAAUUGAGAAGGAUUGGAUGAUUCACUGCAAGAAAGUAGAGAAUAGGGCAAAAAUCAAAGAGGGAAAGAAUUUGAGAAUUUGCAGCAGCAGGGAAGAAAUUAUGCAGAGGGUUUCGAAAAUUCCUGGGCUGGAGAAGCCCUCCGUUGUUUAUUUGGCCGUGGCGGAUGAUCUUUUGGAGGACAAGACUUUGCUGGAGGGAUGGAGCCAGGGUUUGGUUCCGUACGAAAAGAAAAAUCUCGGAGUGGUGAGUACCUAUGCCAAGUACCCUUAUUUGAUAAAGUCUGCCAUUGAUUAUGAAGUGUGCCUGCAAGCUGACGUUUUCGUGGGGAAUAGUUUUUCUACUUUUUCUAGCCUGGUAGUGUUACAGAGAACCGUGAGAAAAAAGAGGGGUAAUUUUGGUAAUGGCUGUGAAGGUACAUACGCUUAUAAUUUAGAGGGCCCUGGGGGAGGAUCUCAGAGAUGGGCGACCAAUAUGUCGGAUUCGAGCCUGGCUGCAAUUAGCUAUGGAUCUAAUCACGUAUCUUGCACAUAACAGAGAAAUUUGUAUUUUAAGUGAAUGAUUUUGGAUUCCCCUGCACUUUUUGUCGAGCUGGAAUCCGAAAGGAUAUGCUGGCUGCUUUACCAGGUACUGAGUACCAUACCUUUGACAACGAUGGGGGCUUGUAUGUGUCAGGAAACCCUAUUUUGUUUUACAGUGCAGAGCAAUUCAGUCCCUUUCGCCCCUGUACCGUUGAUGGGUAUCGUGAUUUAUACUUGUAUGCCUGUGUUGGAAGACGGGAUCGAUGUUGAAUCAAUUGAUCUGACUUAUAGAUUUCAAACUUAUUUAAUUCUUUUAAUGCAGCACGCUGUACUUCAAUCGAGUUGGCCUUCAGCUGUGCGAAGAACACGACGUUGAUAGUGGCUUCUGCGAUUGUUUCAUUUGAUUUUGACAUUAAAUUGGGUAUCAGCCACAUCUAUAAAUCCUUGAAAUCUGAGCCAAAUGACAGAAACUUGGUAGAUUUAUUGGUUUGUUUUUUUUGCUUUUGAAUCAAAGCUCAAAAUUUAAUGUAUCAGAGGAUCAGAAAAAAAUAGCAGAAGAUCAAAAUGUGAGUGUAUUUUGCGAGGUUUAUUUUGUAACAGAAGACAAUUGUAUUCUGUAGAUUGAUUGUAGACCCCUAUUCAAUUGUAUUCAAUGGAUUGCGAAUAAUGGAAAAUAUAUGAUUGAUACUAAACAAACUAA